CCUCUGUGCGCAGGAUGGGGGCUGUGCCCACACGGCCCAGCACAGGCUCCCUCCUUUCUGCGUACACAAGUGCAGCGUCCAGUACCGGAAGACAAAACACACCGGAAUUCAGCCGUACGGUAAAGACAGAUCAGGCUUCAGAGGAUGCACUCGAGCAAAUGAAGAGUGAAGCAGCCAGCCCAGAGAUGAAGCACUGCACUCUGUGACUUUUUUUUUUUUUUUUUGCUGUCUUCACCACUGGAGGAUGGCUGCCAGACUCUGUGAAAAUGGUUCUGCUCAGUACCACUGCACCCACACCAACCAACCUCUUGAAAUCAGCUACACGUUGGUCCUGAUUAUGCUUGGAAAAGUCUUCCUUGAUUUCUUCAUGUUGCAAAUCAAGCCAAAGCCUGUGAAAGUCAGUUUUAUGGGAUACUUUUGCAUUUCAGUGGCACUUCUCGAUUUCACAGUGCUGCUGAGUAUCUGUUUCAUUUUCUGUUUUGAGGAUUUUGCACUCUGGGGCAUGCGAUUCACAGAGUACCAUAUCUGCCUCUUCACUCAGAUCACUUCUCUGACCUAUGGGAUUUUGCCUUACCCAGUGUAUCUUGUGGCUACUCUGGAUUAUUACACCAGCAUCUCCCAAACAUCCCAAUUCCCUACAAGAGCUCGGAAGUUACUUUAUGUAUUUGCUGUGGUGUUUAUAUGGAUUUCUGUGAUUUUUUGCACUCUCCAAGUUCCUGCUGUCUCUGAAGAGCUGGAAAUGCACAAUAGAGUUUCCCCUUCCCAGUGCCCUCUCUCUGGCAGCCUGCAGAGCUACUCGGUGUCGUGUGCCAUGGUGCUGCUGCUGGGCACGGCUCUGCUGGCUCGCUGGAAGGAGGUGACAACCAUGCUGCUGUCUGCCAGGCUCCUCUUCUUUUCCAGCCAGCCGGUGCUGAUGUUCCCCUACAUACCUAACAACAACACCACUUGCUUUAAGUGGCAGCUCUUGAGCAGGCUCCUCCUGUGUUUCCUUGGCACUUGGGCACCGUUUGUUGUUCUCCAGGUCGUGGUUCUGCUGCUGGGUGUGCAAAUCCCAGCCUAUGUGGAGAUGAACGUGCCCUGGCUGUACUUCAUCAACAGCUUUCUCCUGGCUGCAGCCUACUGGUGCCGGUGCCACGAUGUGGAGCUGACAGAGGAGGGGUGGUGCACAGACCCCUUUGUCAGCUGGAAAUUCUGCUUUGUGCCCUUCAACAAUGAAAGCACAGAGCCAGCUCAUAAGCCAGGCACAGUAAUUGUCAUCUGUUAAUGAGCUGUCCGCAGCAAAGGCUGCAGAGAAGCAGAACACUGAUGUAGCCGGGUCCUUUCAGACAACACAAGGAAACUUCUCCAGAGCUUCAUUCCAAGGAAACAAGUCCAGUGUCCAGCAACACUUCAGUGAAUAUCGCACUGGAGUGCAGGACACCGGCAGCAAGCACUGCACGGCCAAGGAAUUCAAUUUCAAAUUACACGUUUAAAAAAAACACUGCUUACAUAGGACAAAUUUUCAGUUGAACUUCAUGUUUCUGACUAGAAUUCUACACUUCCUUUAAGUGGAAUUACCUCAUGUUUUACAGUACAAAAUGCAAUAAAGUCUUCAAGGCUGGAGUUACAUACA
Messenger RNA from Sturnus vulgaris (Common starling), 1612 nucleotides. RefSeq names its product G protein-coupled receptor 160 (gene GPR160). Lineage: Eukaryota; Metazoa; Chordata; Aves; Passeriformes; Sturnidae. The record is from RefSeq and is a predicted model, not a curated record. Gene Ontology annotation, cellular component: signaling receptor complex; plasma membrane.